Messenger RNA from Fragaria vesca subsp. vesca, 694 nucleotides. Its product is annotated as transcription factor MYB48-like. Gene Ontology annotation, molecular function: DNA-binding transcription factor activity; sequence-specific DNA binding. NCBI's taxonomy places the organism in Eukaryota, Viridiplantae, Streptophyta, Magnoliopsida, Rosales, Rosaceae. The transcript is spliced from 3 exons. Gene Ontology annotation, biological process: regulation of DNA-templated transcription. The record is from RefSeq and is a predicted model, not a curated record. Gene Ontology annotation, cellular component: nucleus. Bases 5 to 694 code for a protein of 229 amino acids.
AACAAUGGCUUAUGAAGCAGCAGCUGUUGAAGGCGAAAACCUGCGCAAAGGUCCAUGGCUAGAAGAGGAAGAUGAACGACUCACCAUGUAUGUAAGACUUAAGGGGAAUCGGAGGUGGGAUGCAUUAGCCAAGGAAUCAGGUCUAAGGAGAAGUGGUCGGAGUUGUAGGUUGCGGUGGUUGAACUAUCUCCGCCCCAAUCUUAAGCAUGGUCACAUUACCGUAGAAGAAGAGAAAAUUAUCCUUCAGCUUCAUGAACUUUGGGGUAACAAGUGGUCGAAGAUUGCAAGAAUGUUGCCAGGAAGAACUGAUAAUGAGAUCAAGAACUACUGGAGGACACAUUUAGUGAAGAAAGCACAAAUUCAAGAUGGUGAUGCUGCAUCUGCUGGAAACUUGCAAUGUACAUCGAACAAGGCCCAACAAGGUUAUUUUUUUCAAGAAGGUGGUGAUAUGAGUGCUGAUAAAAAAUAUGAGUUUGAUCAAUAUCAGGACUCGGUUGAGGAUAUAUGGGGAGCGAGGGAAACUUACUCUGAUGAUCUCUGUUUAUCGGACUUUGCCUUGCCAAGCUCUCCAUAUGAAACACGGCUAUCAGAUUGGAUAUUUGAAUUAUCAAGUGAGCAAAGUGGCAUAACAUGGACUUCAGAUCAUGAUACUAAUGCGUGGGAUUGUUCAAGUUCCCUCUGGGACAUGAACUAA